GCUUGCCGCAUUCGUGAAACGAUUGUAUUGUCAUUUGUUACCCCACUCUUGCUUUUCUCUUUUAAACUACCCAUUCGGAUGGCACAUCUGAACGCCUUUUGGCUUUCGUUAAUAUUUUUUGCCUCGAUUACUUUAAAAUGCGGAAUUUGUGAAGAUAAACGAAGCUAUGCAUCCAGUCCUACGCGAGGCGCAUCACUCCCGACCUCUGAUUUCGGUAAAGUUGAAACACGCUUACGCCCAUCAGUAUCUGAUCCGCAUAGCGCUGCCUUUCCUGAUUUACUCGAUCCCUCUAAUCAGCGUUUAUCUGCUUUCCAUUCCGAUGACCACCUGACUUCAAGGGAAACUUCGAAACGACCUGUUGUUGAUAUUAGCCACAAUUUCGUGAUAUCCCCGGAAACACCUGCAGCUAGUCCCCAUGAAGGCAGCUCUUCAGGUGGUGCGUUACUACAAGACGGCCCCCAACUAACUCAUCUGUCCGCCGAUUCUAGCAUUCCACCUGUGCAUCACUUCGAUAAUCCGAAUACUCCUGAAAAAACUUUUCAUACACGGAUUGACCCAAAUAUUGCGGUUGCUAUGGCGUCAAAGGAUGGAAGCAGGAAUGUGGGACUUGAUCAGACGGGCAAGAUGGACGGCACAAAGCUGCAGUUAAAUCGAGGGACUUUAGAUUCCUCUACUAGGCGUUCAGAAGACCUUCCUCACGAGGAAAGUAGUGUCAAACUCAAUGUACAUUCAUCACAUCAUUUUGAUUCGAGUUUAUCCGAUCACGAUGACCAGAAUCGUCCGGCUGAAAGAAUGCCCCAUCAAUCUUUCAGAGAGGAGAGUUACGACGGCCACCAACAUUUGCAUCGUGAAAAUCCAUUUUCUAAAGGACCACCUCAACAUACAUUAGCUGGGAAGCCAUCGCAACGUAUCCCUCAUGAAUUUCAGCUCGACAGAGCAUUUGUGCUUCCUUCAAAGAAUUUCGGGCAACCUGAACAUCUUUCAGUGCAGAACGGUGACGACUUUGUUUCUUUGACUGCUGUAGUUCCCCCUGCCGUAAAACAGUGUCUCUUCUAUACACCGGUUUCGAACUUCGUCAUCGAUUAUCAGGUCAUUCGAGGAGGUUCCCUCGAUUUGGGGUUGUUUGUUAAGGAUCCAACAGGAGAACCCAUUGUUCUAAGGCCACCGUCUCCGGAAGCAUCAUUUUCGGUAAUCGUUCCACCGCCGUUCAAGUAUCUUCCGUAUGCCGUUUGUUUGGAUAACCGAAAAUCAAGCUAUGCAGUGAAGCAUGUAGCCCUAUCAAUUGACUUAGAUUUAAACUGGGACAAUCCUUCCGAACAGGAACGUGCUGUUUUGGAAACAAUUCAAAAGCGAUCUCUUGCUAACGCCCGCCUAGAGGCUUUGGAUGCCAAAUAUUUAGAGAGUUGGAAAGCGCUCAUCGUUCAGUUAGACAAUUUAUUUGGACGCCUUCGCCGAAUUGAACAUUUGCAACAGAAGACUGACAACUUCGCAUCAAUCGACAAGGCUUUAAUGGAGGCGAACAUUGCACGUGUGACGAACGGUUCCGUCAUCCAGAUUCUCAUUAUGCUUGGUGUUGCUGCUCUUCAAGUUACAUUAAUUCGAGCUUUAUUUGAUUUUAACAGUCGUUUCUAUCGUUUGUGGUUCGGGAAACGGUCGAAAGUUAGCACCCGGUGUUAACCGCGCAUUGGUUGGCGCGUUUCUCGCUCAAAACAUUCUUCUCCUCUCUCCAAUUUGACUUCAAAUUUUCUCCUUCCGCUGCCCCCUUCAUUACAAAAGUAUGCGCGUCGGAUUUGCCUUGUGCUUCUUUCUUGUAUCUUCAACUAUCGUGUACGUGACUUGUCAAUUAUAUUUGCUUUCUGGA
Molecule: messenger RNA, 1861 nt
Organism: Dicrocoelium dendriticum
Lineage: Eukaryota; Metazoa; Platyhelminthes; Trematoda; Plagiorchiida; Dicrocoeliidae
Source: the annotation of a GenBank genome assembly